AUGCGUUUGAGGCCUCCUCUCUCUGUCUUUGAGCCCAUGCACCACAUGACAUUUUCCGCGCCGCCGAAUUCGGCACCCCCCUUGUGCGUGGUGGCGUGUGAGCUUGUUUGUGGCGACCGGAGCCAGGCCAUAGCGGCGGCGUCCGCCUUAUACCUCAUGCAUGCAGCCAGCUUCACUCAUGAGCACCUCCCCUUCACGGACAGGCCCAAGCCCAAGCCCAAACCAACUGUCCACAGCGGUUACGGCCCAGACUUUGAGCUUCUCAUCCCGGACGCAAUGGUCCCUUUUGGGUAUUAUGAGCUCUUGGCCAUGUCGGAUGAUCCGGCCCAAGACACUUCGGGUCGGGUCUUGCGGGUUAUGGUGGAGCUCACACGUGCCAUGGGAUCGCAAGGGAUUAUUGAUGGCGAAUACCAAGAUGGCAAGAUGUACGUCAGCCAAUUAGAUGGCAAGGAGUUAGACAAUGUCCAAUCAAUCGACGACAUGUGUCGGAAAAAGGAAAGUCGGCUACACGCGUACGCCGCCGCUUGUGGGGCCAUCGUAGGAGGGGCAAAUGAGGAGGAGAUAGAGAAGUUGAGAAAAUAUGGUCAUUACGUUGGAAUAAUACAAUACAAGGAUAUACAAAUAGACUUGGAAGGAAAGUGAAGGAAAUAGAGAGGGUAGUGGAGCUAAGGUGGAGGAAAUCUCUAGCUUUAUUAGUAUUAUUAUUAGUAUUAUUAUUUCCUAAAAUGGCAUUUGGUGUUGAUGCAACUUGCAAAGAAGAUAGUGGACAUGG
Morus notabilis is the source of this 772-nucleotide messenger RNA. RefSeq names its product putative geranylgeranyl pyrophosphate synthase 8, chloroplastic. The record is from RefSeq and is a predicted model, not a curated record. Gene Ontology annotation, biological process: isoprenoid biosynthetic process. Gene Ontology annotation, molecular function: prenyltransferase activity. Lineage: Eukaryota; Viridiplantae; Streptophyta; Magnoliopsida; Rosales; Moraceae.